AUGUUUGGAGUGUGCAGCAAGUGUGUUUUCGUGCUGAUAGUUAUGUACGUAUGGGAAGGAUGUGGUUUAUAUUUCCCCAAAGCGGUAUACAAUGCUCGUAUUCCAACAGACUGGGGCCCUGAGAUACCAAUCAUAAAGAUAUACGCCAUUUACGACGGACAAGAUUUUCCUCCCAACUUUCUGCCGAUGCUAUUAACUUACAGUGUUGUUUGCGAGUCGACAGAGGGAUGUGCAGACUAUAAUAACAACUGUAGGGAUGAUGUGGUGUUUACCGUAAGAGGUGGAUUGCUUCAACUAUCUUCACUUAGCUCGAACUUGUCAGCUUAUCAAGGGUGCACUUUUAAUCUUAAGGUCACAGCGAGAACGGAUUUGACUUUAAUCGAAGAAGCAGAAACAAGAAUAUCUGUGACGAUUACACCAAGUCAAGAUCUCCCAACAUGCCCUAUAUGUUUUUACGCAGACAGAGAGACCUAUUUUUUACUAGAAGGCGACAAUUCUACAAAGCUGGGAUUUGCUCAGAUAAGUUCGAUGAUUGGUAAUGAGAAAUGCAAAGCAACAAACAAGACAUACAGCGUGGUAUCUGAUCAAAGAACUCCUAUUUCUAUUGACGAAUCAAGCGGUAUUAUUCAUUUUACUGCGCCCCCAGAACUGCCGGCAUACAGAGUAAACAUUGUCUGCACGGUGUUUGAUGAAGCUGUUAACCUGACAUCACAGUACUCAAUGAUAGAAGUCACGGUAAUAGUUUUGCCUUAUAAUUCACACAAGACGUGUACCCUUGACAACGCAACGAGACAGCUGGUAUCGACUGUUUGGAAGAAGAGACUCAAGGGAGACGUGGUGCCCACUGAUGAGCUUCACAUAUGCGACGAAUCUCUCACUCGUAGUGAUGAAUAUAAUGUGACUAUACUUAAUGACAAGUGUGGCGUAUUCCAAAUCGGUGAACUACUCAUUCGCAAUGCGUACACAGAUGGUCAUACUGUUUCGUACAUUAAGCCGAAUUUGAUACUUAAGACUUCAGUACCAAACAAAUAUACCUUGUGUCGACUUGAGAUCGCAUUCAUACGCACAACAUCAGACGACAAAGAUGAUACUAUUAUUUUCGAUGUGGCAGUGGUUUUUGAGGAAUUAGUGUUUGACUUUAAGGAAAAGAAUUACUAUGUUGGACUGCAUAAAAAUGCAUCGCAAUAUUCGCAGAUAAUCAAAGUUAACCUGCCAGCGUAUGUCGUGGGUGAUUCGCCAGUUGUUUAUGACGUCGUCACACCAGACACAGUGAUGACUGAAUACGGUCUCACUUUAGAACACACAUCGGGAAUAAUCUAUGUAAUCAACUCAACUAGACUACGUCAUAGCAAAAAUCGGACUAUUGUUUUCGAGGUGCAAGCUAGUAAUGGUUUAGACGUAAUAACCACAAACGUGACUAUCGAUGUGUUAUCAACUCAACCCAAACAGUGUUCUAUGUUCCGAACUAAAAAAGACUGUGAAAGCGCAUGUGGCAUUGGUUCCCCUAAUGGACGGUGCACAUGGCUCCACAGAGAUCGGCCGCAAGCCAUGGACUAUUCUACAUGCACUCCGAAUAUUCUCACUUGCCCAGACUAUUCAUGUGACGUUCUCGAGAGUGCUCACCCGAAGAUCUGUCUGCAGGAUUGCGUGGAUCAUUCAAAUGUGAUGGGUUCGGUGUCGGCUAACUUCCCACAAGGCAUUAGAAGAGCUGGAGGAGUUUGUUUUUGUUUGUCUGCUCAACCGUCAUGCGUGUGUGGACCACCGCCCGUCUCACUUGACGAACACGACGAGAAGGAAGACCAAACAAGCUUGGAUUUGAUCAGCACAGAAUCUCCUCCAGCCUACGUACCUGCACACAUCGGUUCAUCACGCAAUGGCGAUACAUAUCCACUCAAGACAAUCCAACCUAACUCUGCCUGCGAUGGCGAUUGUAAAACAUUAAUCGCCCUACUUGUAAGUUCGGCGUCUGUCGUUCUGGUCGUUACUAUGGCGUCUAUACGUUAUAACCAGCAUAGAAAACGAAAAAGAGGCUCAAAGAACUACAACUCCAAGGACAUGGUUUCAAUAAGCACGGUGCCGUCAGAUUAUGUUAUGGAGAGUAAUUCGGCAUCACACGCCUCGGUUGAAUUGUCUGUUCCGAGGUUUUUGGGCUAUCAUAAAUGCAAAGCGGAAUAUGACGCGAAAUGGGAGUUUCCAAGAACGAACCUUCUGUUCGAAAAAGUCGUCGGUGAGGGGGAAUUUGGUCGGGUGAUGGCAGCACAGGCACUCAAUAUUAGAGGGUUAACUGGAUAUACAGCAGUUGCGGUGAAAAUGACAAAAGACACUGGGAACGAACACGAUUUGCGAGACCUGAUGACUGAGCUGUCUUUGUUGAAACAGGUAAACCAUCCGAAUGUGGUUAAGCUACUCGGUGCAUGUACCCAGAAAGGUCCCCUGUAUGUAAUUGUUGAAUUUUGUAAUGAUGGUUCACUACGGAGUUAUCUACGGCGGAUUAGACAGCUAGAGUGUGGUUCUUAUCACGAUGAGUCUACCGCCUACGCGGACGAGAUUCCGUGUACGUUGGAACAAACAGUAACGCCACGUGACCUAGUCUCGUUUUCGUGGCAGAUAUGCAAAGGAAUGGAAUAUUUGUCCGAUAUGAAGCUCGUCCACCGCGAUCUGGCUACACGCAAUGUUUUGGUUUCGGAAGGAAGAAUUAUGAAAAUAUCAGACUUCGGAUUAACACGUGAUAUCUACGAAAGUGAUGCUUACCUCAAAACCAGCAAGAGUCGCAUACCUGUCAAAUGGAUGGCUGUUGAAUCUCUGUAUGAUCAAAUAUACACAACAAAAAGUGACGUUUGGUCGUUUGGAGUUCUACUUUGGGAGAUUUAUACAUUAGGGGCUACACCGUAUCCAGGAAUUCCACCAGAGCGGCUGUUUCACCUUCUGAAAACAGGCUAUCGAAUGGAUAAACCAGACACUUGUUCAGAUGAAGUAUAUGACAUCAUGCAAAUGUGCUGGCAGAACAGUCCCUCGCAAAGACCAACAUUUACAGAAUUGAAGAAAAUAUUAGAAGAUAUGCUGGAACAAAGCACGGAAUAUCUGGACUUAAACAGCGAGGUGUCGUACUCCAAUGUCGAUAUCGAUCAUAGUCAAGUACUAGAUGAAACCAAAGUCAGUCUUCUUUCAUCGGAAAGCGAAG
Saccoglossus kowalevskii is the source of this 3181-nucleotide messenger RNA. RefSeq names its product proto-oncogene tyrosine-protein kinase receptor Ret-like. Gene Ontology annotation, molecular function: ATP binding; transmembrane receptor protein tyrosine kinase activity. Lineage: Eukaryota; Metazoa; Hemichordata; Enteropneusta; Harrimaniidae. Gene Ontology annotation, biological process: positive regulation of kinase activity; cell surface receptor protein tyrosine kinase signaling pathway; multicellular organism development. The record is from RefSeq and is a predicted model, not a curated record. Gene Ontology annotation, cellular component: signaling receptor complex; plasma membrane.